Molecule: messenger RNA, 3416 nt
Organism: Branchiostoma floridae (Florida lancelet)
Lineage: Eukaryota; Metazoa; Chordata; Leptocardii; Amphioxiformes; Branchiostomatidae
Product: bestrophin-2-like
Exons: 8
Coding region: 312-2570 (752 amino acids)
Molecular function (GO): chloride channel activity
Source: RefSeq, a predicted model, not a curated record
CCGGUAUCAGCUGAUCGCCAUCCCUCCCCGUGAAUCCAGUGGAAACCAGUUCCAGAGAAGAACCCAGAACCCGGCAGAAGAACAAAGCAGCAGAAAUAACCGACUACAAAACACGAUUUCUUGACUGUUGGACCAGAGACCGGAAGAUGUGUUUCAGCACCUGCCUGACAGACCAGACGUCCUCAGUUCCCUGGACGGACAGGAAAAAGUACAACACUCGCCACAAGCUGAGCUGAACACUCACAGUCUCACGCCAUCCCGUUUAGAGGUUUCUACUCUUCCGUUCUUGCAAUAAUCUCUUCGUCGUUGCCAUGACGAAAUCGUACAGUUUGAAGGUCGCGAACGCUCGCUUGGGCGGAUUCCCGCGGCUCCUACUUCGCUGGAAGGCCAGCAUCUACAAACUCUUGUACAAAGAGAUGGCGAUUUUCGUCGGCUUGUACGUCUCCCUCAGCAUUACGUACCGCUUCGCCCUGAACCCUCCGCAGAAGCGGACGUUCGAGAAGAUCGCGAUGUACUGCCAUCAGUACUCGGACCUGAUUCCGGUAUCGUUCCUCCUGGGGUUCUACGUGUCAAUCAUCUACGCGCGCUGGUGGAACCAGUAUCUGUCGCUGCCCUGGCCCGACAGGCUGGCGUCCAUGAUUGGCUGCGUGGUGCACGGGCCGGACGAGCGUGGGCGGCUAAUCCGGCGGACCAUGGUGCGGUACCUGAACCUGAGCGCUGUCAUGGUGAUGAGGGGCGUGUCCACGCUCGUGUACAAGCGGUUCCCAACCAUGACCCACAUCAUGGAUGCAGGGUUCAUGACGAUAGCAGAGUGGAAGGAGUAUGAAUCGUUAGAGUCUCACCACAGCAAGUUCUGGGUGCCGAUCAACUGGUUCUGUAACCUAGCCAGCGAGGCAAGGCAGGAGGGUCGUAUCCGUGACGACUUCGCCUUCAAGGGGCUCAUGGAGGAGGUGAACAUCUACAGGGGCUGCCUGGGGAUGAUCUACAGCUACGACUGGAUCAGUGUACCGCUGGUGUAUACUCAGGUAGUAACAGUUGCGGUGUACACCUUCCUGUUGUCCUGUCUGAUGGGUCGGCAGUACCUGGACCCCACCCAGGGGUACGAGGGUCAUGAUGUGGACCUGUACGUCCCAGCCUUCACCCUGCUCCAGUUCUUCUUCUACAUGGGAUGGCUCAAGGUUGCCGAGCAGCUGAUCAACCCUUUUGGGGAGGAUGACGAUGACUUUGACAGUAACUGGUGCAUCGACAGGAACCUACAGAUCUCAUACCUGGCUGUUGAUGACAUGUACCUGUCCCACCCGCCCCUGGAGAAGGAUAUCUACUGGAACCAGCCGGACCCAGACCUGCCCUACACACAGGCAGCUCUUAGCAGUAGAACAACUCCCUUCCUGGGAUCUACCUUCGAACUCAGACUGAACAAAGACGACAUGGAGUUCACGCACCUCCCGACCUUGGAGGAGUCUUCCAGCAGCAGUGACAACCCUCCCAAGUACACCUCCAAGUUCCGCUCUCACGCCCCCGGCCCAAACUGCACCCUCUCCCACGCCAGUUCCACCUUCUCUCUGAAGAGCUCGGCCCCUGGGACCCCCGGGCAGCCGGUCCCCCACCCCUCGGGAAUGAGGCGCAUGGACAGCAUCAUCACACCCUGCUCUACCGCUACAAACAGUCUGAAGCGCAACUUCACCUUCCGUAAGCCCGCCCACCACGCAGACAGCUACACAGAGCUGCGCGCCAUGGCCAAGAUGCACCGCGUGGAUUCUCAGGACUCGCUCGUCCCUCCUGAAGACCAUACAGACCAUGCGACAGGUGAGAAGGAGCUUGUCAGCCGGUCUCCUUCCGAUCCCGGAAACCCAUGUCUCAGCCUCAACAACUGUCUUAAAGGAAAGAAACUUCUACAAGCCGGUGAUCAAGUUGCGGCGGCGGAAGGACACGGGACCGGUAUCCCGGCCUUCUUCAGCUCUACGCCGUUGCCACGGAAACAGAUGUCGCGGUCGGUGUCUGAGCUAGCGGCAGACGGUGCUCUCCUCGGCAGCAAGCUUGGCACGAACUUCCACGAGAGCCUUGACGAGGGGAUGUCGAGCUUGACAAAGCUGGGACCCGGAAGCGAUUUUCUCUGCUCGUCUGACUACUUCUCCAACGAGAAGCUUCGGGGGAACAAAUCCUCCGCCAGUCUGGAGGAGAAAGACAAGUCUGCUUCCGCGGAUCAGCCCAAAGACGGCGACAGCAAACCGUCACGGUUCACGGUGAGACGGCCGUCCGACACGCCGCCCCUCAGACCCAAGGGUCUGGCAGCGUUCCUGUAUGAUGAUGAUGAUGUAGACGAGGGUUUGUACAGCGCCACCAACAGUGCCUACAGCACGGUGAACAGUGUGCACGAUGUGGUCAGUAUUGAGGUGCACCCCGUGCUGCCUGAGGACGAUGAUGCCACCUCUGGUCAGGAGCUGCAGGACAACAACAAUCGGGACGACACGGCCCCGCCUCCGGACGUGGUGGUGGUGAACAUGGAGGAUGAGGAGAACGGCAACAGUCCGGAGACGGAGGUGGAGCUGCCGCGACUCACGUCCGUCUGAAGAAACUAACGUCUGUGCAAUUCACCUUAACAAAGGGGCACACCUCAUGAUAAUCUUACUUAUGGUGCAAAAUUGAAGUACUGGAUCACAUAUUCAAGAUAGAACAAAAAACUUUGAAAUGUGGCGCAAAUGUUACUGGUUUUACUGCAGACAUGACAUAGAACAUUUGGUAACAAUCUAUAUGCUAUGUUAUGUUGAGACAUGACAUUAAUACGUGCAGGUCACAUUGUGUUCGUUUCACACAUUGUGCAUUAGUGAAGUUAGUGGCUGCCUUACUGUCUGUUUUGUCCUUUAAAUGUUCGUCAGAGAACUGUUCCUACACGUACACAGCUUGUUGUAUACUUUUGCAAAACAUGUGGUCUAUAUCAGUUACGGCGGCCUGUUGUGUCCUUUAAAUGUGCCCUGGCUCUUCAGAAAACCGUUCCUAAUUAGUACACGCACAGUUGGCCUUCUGAGUUCUAGAUAAAUCUGAAUUCUGUUGCAAAAUAUUUUAUUUGCAAUACAACUACAUCAGUAACAGAAGAUUAUAAGGCACAAACAAACAAAACAAAAUGGUGCUGGUGAUAUGACCUGUAUUAUUUAUGAAAGCCUGUCAGACAGCUAAUGUAUAGAUUGCUUGAACCCUAAGAGGGCGAUGUGUACAUAAUGUGAAGUGCCAUCAAAGUGUCCGAUACUGCAGCAAGUCUGCAGAAAUGCUUAAAGCCACGUACUAGAUAAAAGAUGUCAUAUCAGAACUAGUGCUGACCGUUAGCUGUCCAUAUCCCAAGUGCAAUCACUGACAUAUGCGUGUAGAUAAAAAAAGAACUGAGUCCGAUGCUGCAACGAAAGACAAAGUGCACACCUGAU